Aspergillus niger is the source of this 1290-nucleotide messenger RNA. RefSeq lists its product as uncharacterized. The transcript has 4 exons. Bases 1 to 1290 code for a protein of 429 amino acids. Lineage: Eukaryota; Fungi; Ascomycota; Eurotiomycetes; Eurotiales; Aspergillaceae. Gene Ontology annotation, biological process: acetate metabolic process; phosphorylation. Gene Ontology annotation, molecular function: acetate kinase activity. The record is from RefSeq and is a predicted model, not a curated record.
AUGGCGCGCAAAUCCAUCCUCUCCGUCAAUGCGGGAUCCUCUUCGGUCAAGCUUACCUUCUAUACCUACGAGAAAACCCCCAAGGUCAUUGCUGCAGCUCAGGUCUCUGGUAUCACCGCCCCGCCAGCAAAGCUGAAAUACACCAGUGGCGACAAGCAACACAAAGAGGAACUCAAGGAAAGCAUCAGUACUCCUCAAGAUGCCUUCAAAUUCCUGCUCCAGCGCUGCAUCUCUGAUCCCGAGCUUUCCGAAGUCGCCAGCACAGACGAUCUAGCCUAUAUCUGCCACCGUGUGGUGCACGGUGGAGACUACGAAACGUCUGUUGUAAUCACUGACGAAACCUAUCAUCACCUUGAAAAAUUGGAAGACCUAGCUCCAUUACACAAUUACUCCGCCUUGGAAAUUAUCCGGCAUUGCAGGAAGGAGAUUCCAUCCGUCAGGAGCAUCACCUUCUUUGACUCGGCGUUCCAUCAAACCCUCCCCGAACACGUCAAGACCUACCCCAUCGACCAGAAGAUAGCCAAGUCCAACGGGCUUCGGAAAUAUGGCUUCCAUGGAAUCAGCUAUUCGUUCAUUCUACGCUCCGUAGCCGAGGUCCUGAACAAACCUGCUGACAAGACCAAUAUCAUUGCAAUGCAUAUCGGAAGCGGUGCUUCUAUUUGCGCCAUCAAAGAUGGCAAAUCAGUUGAUACUACGAUGGGACUCACGCCCCUAGCCGGACUACCAGGCGCCACGCGAAGCGGUGACAUUGAUCCAUCCCUCGUGUUCCACUACACCAACGAUGCAGGCAAACUUAGCCCCGCCAGCACCAAAGAAAUGCACAUCAGCACGGCCGAAGAAAUCCUGAACAAGAAGUCCGGCUGGAAAGCCUUGACUGGCACAACCGACUUUGCUCAAAUCGCCGUCGAGAACCCGCCGACACGGGAACAUAAACUGGCAUUCGACAUCCUCGUUGACCGCAUCGCCGGCUACCUCGGCAAUUACUUUGUGAAACUAGACGGCCACGUCGACGCCUUCGUCUUCGCAGGCGGAAUAGGCGAGAAAAGUGCGCUGCUUCGCAAAGCAGUUACGGAGAAGUGUCGCUGCCUGGGUUGUGCGGUCGACCCAGGGAAGAAUGACAAGGGCGCGGGGGAUGGGGAGACGGUAGUGGAUAUUUCGAGGGGUGAUGACAAGGGCCCUAAGGUGUUGAUCUGUCAGACAGAUGAACAGGUGAGGCAUAACUAUAGUCCUACUCCUUUUGAUGAUGCUCGAUUUGCGUAUAAACGUGCUGCUAACGACGGGAAUAUAUAG